Caenorhabditis briggsae is the source of this 324-nucleotide messenger RNA. The transcript has a single exon. The record is from RefSeq and is a predicted model, not a curated record. The coding region runs from base 1 to 324 and encodes 107 amino acids. Lineage: Eukaryota; Metazoa; Nematoda; Chromadorea; Rhabditida; Rhabditidae.
AUGGGAAAACGUUCGCUGUCCGAUGAGCAGGUGGUUCCGCAAACCGAGAAAAUGUCUUCGAAGGUCGAGAAAAAGGAGGUGAAGAAGAAGGAAGCGAAGAUGUCGGAAUCACCAAAGAAGUCAGAUUCAGAUGAGGAGCAAGUGCUUGAUAUCACCGAUGAGUGGCACCCAGACUUCGUUCCACGGAAGAAGAAGAAGAGAGUCGUACCGGAUUCCGAAGACGAUUGGGAAGAUGAUUAUUUCUAUGAGAAGGAUGAGGAGAAGAAGGAAGAGGUGAAAAAAGAGAGCAAGGAGGAGAUGAAGAAAGGCAUAAACACAAAAUAA